This is a messenger RNA of Humulus lupulus (European hop), 1236 nucleotides long. RefSeq names its product protein PLASTID REDOX INSENSITIVE 2, chloroplastic. Bases 424 to 990 code for a protein of 188 amino acids. Gene Ontology annotation, biological process: regulation of gene expression. The transcript has 5 exons. The record is from RefSeq and is a predicted model, not a curated record. Lineage: Eukaryota; Viridiplantae; Streptophyta; Magnoliopsida; Rosales; Cannabaceae.
CCUUUUAUCUUCUCAUAACUCUCCAUUCAUCAUCGGCUAAGCCCAACGCAGCGCUUCCUCCGGCAAACCCAUCGUUUCUUUCUCAAAUUCACACAAAAACCCUAAUAUUUCUCUCUGCCGACGCUCCAGUUGGGUCCUCCGACCAACCCACUUUGCCGCUUCUCUACCCUUCAUCGAUACCUGUUUAUUGUUUGGUAAAGAGUUUCAUCUCUGGAAAAGGAAGUGUCUAUCAGAUUGCAAAUGAUGUUGUAUUGUUGGCUAAUCAUUGGUAGUUUAUAGUUUGGUAAGGAUUUUCAUCUCUGCAAAAGGAAGCGUCUAUCAGAUAUUCAGGUGGACUCAGCUGUUACGAUUUGGCAUUUCUCUUAAUUGCCAGUUCAGUUUUUAUUUAUUACACUUGGGUGAAGAGGAGGUUUUUCCAAAGAAAUGAGUUGGAGUGUUGUAGCCACUGCAUUACCCAUUGCUCCUUCAAAAAAUGAGCUAUCCCGAUCAUUGUGUUCUUCUUCUUCUACGAGUAGCGGGGUUGUGUUAUGCUUCUCUUCUAUUUUUCCGAGCAGUGUUAGGUUCAGAAGGUCCUCUUUUUACCCAUCUCCUCAAUUGACUGAAAAAAGAAAGACAAAUACUUCAACCUCCAGGUCCACUAAGCAGAUUUGUAGAGCAACAUCCGAGUACAAAUUUCCCGAUCCUAUUCCUGAAUUUGCUGAGGCUGAGACAGAAAAGUUCAGGACUCAUCUCGUCAAGAGGCUCUCCAAGAAAGAUAUAUAUGAAGAUUCAGUUGAAGAAGUUGUAAAUGUCUGCACUGAGAUUUUCAGUACUUUCCUGCAUACAGAGUAUGGCGGUCCUGGAACACUCCUGGUCCUUCCUUUCAUUGAUAUGGCAGAGACUGUCCAUGGUAGGGGAUUGCCUGGAGCAUCCCAAGCAGCUCGAGUGGCGGUCAAAUGGGCAACAAAUCAUGUUGACAAGGAUUGGAAUGAAUGGACUGGUAGUGACUGACUCGAAAUUUUGUUCGUAGAAAAAACAUGAGUUUACUUUUAUUGCUGUAGUUUUUAGUGUAGAUUUAGAAGCUGUUCCAGAAGUUUUGAUGCCUAUAAUUUUGUAAAACAGAGGAUUGAAUGAUUGUUAUAGAUGCCAUGUAGAAUAUGAAAUUGUGAGCUGGUUUGGUAAUUGUUUUGAGUAUUGACUUUAGUUUAGGGGCAGAAACAUGGUGGAAUUAUCUUAAAUUAUGAGUAUUGCUGAGUA